Messenger RNA from Anoplophora glabripennis (Asian longhorned beetle), 1494 nucleotides. RefSeq names its product telomerase Cajal body protein 1 (gene WDR79). The coding region runs from base 197 to 1387 and encodes 396 amino acids. Gene Ontology annotation, molecular function: protein binding; RNA binding. Gene Ontology annotation, biological process: Cajal body organization. The transcript is spliced from 5 exons. Gene Ontology annotation, cellular component: Cajal body. Lineage: Eukaryota; Metazoa; Arthropoda; Insecta; Coleoptera; Cerambycidae. The record is from RefSeq and is a predicted model, not a curated record.
CUGUGACUUCAAUCUUUUCCCGUGCAUGUCCUCUCGUUAAAACAAAAAUCGUUGACAUUAUUUGCGUUUUUAUGGAUAAAAAAUUGUUUUAUGGUAUAAAAAAACUAAAGAGUACCAGAAAAGAGAUUAAUUAAAUUUGCGGUUAUAAACUAUUCUGAGUGUUUGUGGAUUUAGCUUUAAGGUGUACAAAAACAAUAUGAGUGAAGCAACUGUGGAAUCGGCUUAUGUUCCUUAUACGGCUACUUUUCAGUAUGCAGAGUACAAUUUUGAAAAUUCUGCCUUAGAAUUGGCCAGAUCCCAAUGGCCGAACUAUGACGAUCAACAUUACCUUCGAGGAUGCAAAUGGUCUCCCGAUGGUACCUGUUUACUUACUAUUGUUCGAGGAGCUGGCAUGCAUGUUAUGGAACUGCCUGCAGAUCUAUACACUGGUGAAAGCGUUAUGACGAGCAGACCCAUAGUUCCCUUGCAGCCAGCCGUUAGUGUUCCAGAAUCUGGACUGAUCUACGACUACUGUUGGUAUCCAGGAAUGAACAGUGGCAAUCCUGCUACUUGUUGUUGGCUCUCUAGUGGGCACGGGGGCCCGAUACACUUAUGGGACGCCUUCAGUGGGGACUUGCGUUGCACUUACAGAGGCUACAACAACGUGGAUGAAGUGGAGGCCGCUAUGAGUGUAACUUUUUCAGCAGACGGUCAGAGUAUAUUUUGUGGCUAUAAGAAGAAUGUUAAAAUUUUUAGAACUGGUCGGCCCGGUAGAGAAUACGUUGAGUACCCGACGUCACAUCAGGCUUCUUGUUUAGUCACCAGCCAAGCCCAGCCUGGCGUCGUGGCUAUAGGUACGUGGAAGAACACAAUCGAACUAGUCUCCCAAAGCGACGGCACCUUCCGUCACCUCUGCAAACUCAGCGGUCACAAGGGUGGCAUCACCUCCAUGGCCUUCUCACUUGACGGAUUCCGUCUGUACAGCGGUGCCCGAAAAGACAAGGAGAUAAUCUGCUGGGAUCUGCGAGUACCGGGCAGGCCCAUGUUCUGCGUCCCUAGAGAGGUUAACACGAACCAAAAGAUCAGUAUAGAUCUGUCCGUGGACGGAAAGUGGUUGGUGUCUGGCGGGACCGAUGGUAAAGUACAAGUGUGGAAUGUCACAGAACAGACCUAUCCGUCUGUACACAUGCAGAUGUCCUUGCACAGCGAUUGCUGUAACGGGGUGAGCUUACACCCUUACCGGCCGAUACUGGCGACGGCUUCAGGCCAGCAUCACGCCAUGGAUCCCCUCCAUCAUUCUCGGCAUUCCGUUCAAUACGAAAACGCACUGUGCAUGUGGUGGAUCGGGCAGCAGCAGGAAGAUCCGGAUUUGCUCGCUACCAUUAUCAAAGCUGCUACCAACUCCUAAGACUCUCGCUUACGCACAUCUAGGCAUAUUCAGUUUUUAGAACUCCAUUUGUAAUAUGUAUUUGUAUUUAUAGUGUUACAUUACAAAUAAAGUAUUUUUUAACAAAA